Molecule: messenger RNA, 565 nt
Organism: Saitoella complicata NRRL Y-17804
Lineage: Eukaryota; Fungi; Ascomycota; Saitoellomycetes; Saitoellales; Saitoellaceae
Exons: 1
Coding region: 151-501 (116 amino acids)
Source: RefSeq, a predicted model, not a curated record
GAAGAGUCAAGCGAAAACUUUGACGGGUCGCGACAGCUCGUAUAGAUUACAUAUAGGUAGGGCAAAGCUUCGGUACCGCACUCGAACUGGCCCACGCGGCGUCGGCUAUUGACAGCUCCCGGUUGGUGAUCUACUCUGCCACAUGGUCUCAUGAAGCUUGGUCGCUUUGUCUCGAAAAGCUUGUGGCGAUUUGGGCGUUGUUGUUGUGUUUACGCCAUUGCACCUUGUCCAUUGUGGGUGAUGGCGCACUCUGAGCGCCCUUUCGAACAAAUUCCUGCCCGGCAUUGCAGAGAAGAGACCCGAAAGCGUUAUCCUCCGGACUCAGUACGUUCAUGCCGAAUGCGAGCCGAACACGGAUACGGUUUCACUCGGGCAAUGGGUUUCCAGCUCUCAGAACUGCUCUCUCCUCUCUCUUCGAAUUCUCUUCGUCGUUUUUGCUUGUUUAUUCGCGCGCGCUCAAGCCUUUUGCAAGGUUCUUUAGGCGGCGGGUCUGUGCAGUAGGAAUUUGCGACGUAGAUCACCUAACGGGCGAUCCCUAACCGCUUCUGUCGUGCACGGACCAGUC